Aphanomyces invadans is the source of this 531-nucleotide messenger RNA. RefSeq lists its product as hypothetical. NCBI's taxonomy places the organism in Eukaryota, Oomycota, Saprolegniomycetes, Saprolegniales, Verrucalvaceae. The transcript has a single exon. The record is from RefSeq and is a predicted model, not a curated record. The coding region runs from base 1 to 531 and encodes 176 amino acids.
AUGGUGCCGCCACCACGACCUCUUUUUCACCACGGACGCGAUACUGGAGUGGUAUCGCCGCCACAAAGCGCAGAAUCCCUUCCGUCUUCAGUUUCGCCAUCGUCGAAGCGUCGUUCGUUCCAGUUUUGGUACCUCAUCGAUCCGUUCCCGUUUGAAAAUAUUCACAACCCGCUGCUCCACCACGGCACCGUCAACGUACUGCGCAGCGCGCUGGUCAGCGCCGUGCUCAGCCAGUGCCUUCUUGGCAUCCAAGACAUGAAAGUGUUGCCGCCAGGGGUCGUCACGUCGGCGGCAUUCGUCACACGGUUUGUAGUUGUUGUCCCGGCCUACGUCGCCAUGGUCGCCUUCAUCCACGUCCUCAGUCGUCGGUUCGCUUCGCAAUCUACCUCCCACGCGCCCCCGCAGCCUUCCUUUGACGCGUUUGCCCAUCGACGCGAUGAAAAUCUCAAGCUCAAGCAGAUUAGUCAAGGAUACGUUCCCGCGGCGCAGGCAUCGUCGUCAGCAUCCGCAUCGCCGCGAUGGCGAGCUUAG